Odocoileus virginianus texanus is the source of this 734-nucleotide messenger RNA. The record is from RefSeq and is a predicted model, not a curated record. NCBI's taxonomy places the organism in Eukaryota, Metazoa, Chordata, Mammalia, Artiodactyla, Cervidae.
CUGUGUAGCAUCAUCAUGCACCCUCACAAAGACCUCCUUGUCUCCUGUGGGGAGGACCGUGUCUGGAAGAUGGUGGGGCUCCCCAAAGGCAACGUGCUUCUCACAGGCUUGGGCCACACUGACUGGCUUUCAAACUGCUGCUUCCAUCCCAGUGGCAACAAGUUGGCUACUUCAAGUGGUGAUACUACAGUUAAGUUAUGGGACCUGUCUAAAGGUAAUUGCAUUUUGACCUUCGAGGGACAUACCCACGCUGUAUGGUCCUGCACGUGGCACUCCUGUGGUGAUUUUGUGGCUUCCUCCUCACUGGAUACAACUAGCAAAAUCUGGGAUGUUAAUAGUGAAAGAUGCAGAUAUACCUUGUAUGGACACACAGAUUCUGUGAACAGCAUCGAGUUUUUUCCUUACUCCAACACUCUUCUUACGGGUUCUGCUGAUAAGUCCCUGUCCAUCUGGGAUGCAAGAACGGGAAAAUGUGAGCAGUCACUCUAUGGUCACAUGCAUUCCAUCAAUGAUGCCACAUUCACUCCUAGGGGUCACAUUAUAGCAUCCUGUGAUGCCUGUGGAGUUACAAAGCUGUGGGAUUUUCGGAAGCUCUUACCCAUGGUGUCCAUUGAUGUAGGUCCAAGUCCGGGUAAUGAGGUGACCUUUGAUUCAUCAGGAACAGAAGCCAGAGUUUUUGCAACUCUCAAUAAUUGACUGGACAGAGUUAGUUGUAGAAACUGUUAGGAUACCAU